This is a messenger RNA of Parnassius apollo (apollo), 267 nucleotides long. NCBI's taxonomy places the organism in Eukaryota, Metazoa, Arthropoda, Insecta, Lepidoptera, Papilionidae. The record is from the annotation of a GenBank genome assembly.
AUGCCAAUCAACCGCACACCGCCGCCCACUUCGCCCGUGCCUAUUAGCUCUGAUGAUACAUCGCAAUCGCAGACGCGCGCAAUCGACGCGAUAGAACGGACGACAAAACUUCACAGUGAAUCUGCGCCUGAUAUUCCAUCGCUUACGUUAAAUGUUACUGAGCGUAAAAAUAGGAAACAUGACGGAGUGAAUUCUAACAUUAUGUCUUACAUGAGUGAAAUGUUUUCAGUUUAUAUGAAUGAACAAGCAAAGGUUUACAAACUAUAG